GCAUUUCUGUGUGCACGCAGACAUGGAUGAAAGAUGACAUUCUCUCUACACCUGUGCUGCCGCCUCCUGGACGGACGCGACUCCUUUGCAGCGACUGUACUAUAAGUGAACGGACAGCUUAUGAGCCCCACUCAAAGCGAGAGAACCACACACCAGGAGCGGGAUGGCGGGGAUAGCAGCGCGGCACGUCCGCGUCCUUCUCGUGGCUCUCUCCCUGACAGGGUCCAUCCGGCCGAGCAAAGGAGCUACGUCGCCUGAUGAGGACCGGGACAGAGAGAGCGACGCGGAGACCCCGUGCGAGUUGAAAACCGUCACCGUCUCUACCCUGCCGGUGCUCCGGGAGAACGAGUUCAGCUUCACCGGCGGAGCCUCGGGGAACGUAGCCGGAGGAGGGAGCGCUGCCGCCGCCGCCGCUGCCGCUGGAGGAGGAGGAGGAGAAGGUGGUGCUGGUGGAGGAGGAGCAGCAGGAGGGGGUGAAUCCCGACUCUUGUUAUUCGUUAGAACAGACCUACCUGGGCGAAUUUCUGUAAUGGAUGAUCUUGACAACACAGCUCUUCCCUACUUCACACUCGAGAUGUCUGGUACGGGAGAGGAUAUUUCUCAGGUCCAUUGGAAGCAGCAGUGGUUGGAAAACGGGACGCUGUACUUUCAUGUCUCCGUGACGGAAUUGGAGCUUAUGACACAAACAACACAACCCACAGCUCGGGAGCCUGCUCAUGUGUUACACGAACACAUGCAUCUGCUACACAUCUCAGUCAUGGGAGGACUUAUUGCUCUCCUCCUCCUCAUUCUCCUCUUCACCCUCGUCCUGUACACACGCCAUAGAUGGUGCAAGCGUCGUCGUAUUCCACAAAAGAGCGCCAGUACUGAGGCCACCCAUGAGAUCCACUACAUUCCCUCCGUCCUGCUUGGUCCGCAGGGUCGUGACAGCUACCGGGUCUCCCGAGGAACUCACCAACAUGGCAGCUCUGUGAUCGGAAUGCCCAUUCGCGAGACCCCAAUUCUGGAUGACUAUGACUGCGAUGAGGACGACGGAGGUGGACACUCACUUAACUCCACACCCAAUCAACUCCAUAACAUGAUCUGUGAUGUGAAGGUCCUGGAUGACUACGGUGUUAACGUUAGCAUUGGCGGACACUCUGACAUCAUGUUCAAGGAAGAUGACAUUAAGCAUAAUUUUGAAAAACAAGCUAUAGAUUCAAACACAGACUCGGUGGAAGAUUUGAUGCAGCAGUUCCAGGACAGCUUCCGUGUUCCCAACAAACCAACAAACAUGUCUCACUACCAGCAUGUCAUGCACAGCUCAUCAACAGGACGCCGGAGGGUCUCCAGCCACACCAGAGCAGCUGGAGGCAUGUAUGGUCCCCAGGGGGAGUCGGGUUCAGAACCUGAAGACGACACUCAGAUGAAGUUUUACACAGAGCAGAGUAGAGGACAAAGGCGCAGUAAAGGCCACUCACAAAGUCCUCUGAAUAAGGUCACCCUGACACUGAUUACCAUCAGCACAUGUGUCAUUGCCAUUGUCUAUGCUACGCAGGACUCCUGCCCCCUUACCGUCAAGGUUACCCUCCAUGUGCCAGAGCAUUUUGUUGCAGAUGGAAGCAGUUUUGUGGUCAGUAUGGACAGCUUCCUGGAUGUCUCUAAUUGGCUGAAUCCAGCCAAGCUCACUCUCUACUAUCAGACCAAUUCAUCAACACAGUGGGUUCGAGACUACUGUGGACAGAGGACUACAGAGCCCUGUGAACAGAUUUGCGAUCAGGACACAGGAGAAUGCAGCUGUCAUGAGGGUUAUUCCCCUGAUCCAGUCCAUAAGCACCUCUGUGUUCGCAGUGACUGGGGUCGCAAUGAAGGUCCUUGGCCAUAUGCGAACUUGGAGAAAGGCUAUGACCUAGUUACAGGAGAGCAGGCCCCAGAGAGAAUCUUCAGGUCAUUCUACAGUCUGGGCCAAGGGUUGUGGCUUCCAGUCAGCAAGAGCUUUGUGGUGCCACCGGUAGAGCUGUCAAUCAACCCCAUUGCCAGCUGCAAGACAGACGUGCUGGUCAUCGAAGAUCCAGGAGAGGUCAGGGAAGAGGCCUUGAUGUCAACGUAUUUUGAGACCGUGCAGGACCUGCUGGCAUCAUUUGGGCCAGUUCGUGAUUGCUCCAAAGAUAACGGAGGUUGCAGAAAAAACUUCAAGUGUGUGCCUGAUCGCCAGUUGGACUCAACCGGCUGCAUGUGUCCUCAGGGGCUGAGGCCAAUGAAGGAUGGCUCAGGUUGCUAUGACUACUCCAGAGGCAUCGACUGCACGGAUGGCUUCAAUGGAGGCUGCGAACAGCUGUGUCUCCAGCAGCUCGUACCUCUUGAAGAUGAUCCCAGUUCCAGUAAUGUGCUCAUGUUUUGCGGGUGUGUGCAGGAGUACAAGCUGGCUGGAGAUGGGCGCUCCUGCCUCCUGCUGUCAGAGAAUUGUGAGGGACCAAAAUGCUCCAGGCAGGAUGUCCGCUUCAAUGACACUCUGUUUGGUGAGAUGCUGCACGGAUACAACAACAAAACACAGCAAGCCAACUUGGGGCAGAUAUUCCAGAUGACCUUCAGGGACAACAACUACAUUAAGGACUUCCCCCAGCUAGCUGAUGGUCUCAUGGUCAUCCCGCUUCCAGUGGAGGAGCAGUGUCGAGGGAUCUUGUCAGAGCCGCUCCCCAACCUGAAACUCCUAUCAGGUGAUGCCCAGUUCAGUGAGGCGGUAGGCUAUCCCAUGGUCCAACAGUGGAGAGUGCGCAGCAAUCUAUAUAAAGUCAAACUCAGCUCUAUUACCUUAUCCACAGACGUUUCUAAGGUGCUGAAAACGCUGUCAGGGGAGAGCACGCGUGACGAGCUCCUGGCUUUUCUCCAGCAGUACGGCAGCCAUUAUGUGUCUGAGGCUCUCUUCGGCUCCGAGCUCAGCUGCAACAUCUUCUUCCCCAGCAAGAAGGCCCAGCAGCAGCUCUGGCUCCAGUACCAGAAAGAGGCAACGGACCAGGGUGUGGGUGGUGGAGGUCGGCGUGAACUUAAGUCUGUUCCCUUCAUCAACUACCUGUUGGUGCUGCAGAAGAGCCAGCUGUUAGCUGAUGACAUGGUGAAUGGGGUGGAGAUCCGCUGUGAGGAGAAAGGAAGCUGUCCUUCUGGUUGCCACCUGUGCCACCACCAGGCCAUGGUGGGAGGAGCGCCAGGAAAAGGCCGCAAUGGGAAUGGCAGGAAUGGGGAGCAGCCUUCUCCCAUCCCCGUCCUGCUGGAAGUCAGCCGAAUUGUGCCCCUUUACAGCCUGAUCCAAGACAACAUCACCAAAGAGGCCUUCAAGAGUGCCACAAUGAGCUCAUACUGGUGUGCUGGAAAGGGCGAUGUCAUUGAUAACUGGUGUCGCUGUGACCUGAGUGCCUUCAGCAAAGAUGGCCUGCCUAGCUGCAGUCCCCUCAAGCAGCCAACUUUACGACUUGCCCCUUACCUUGAGCCCUCAAGCACAACAGUGGCUCUGGAGUGGUUGGAUGUAGAGCCUCUAAUUGGAUGCAAAGUUUCUGACUACGUCAUCCAACAUAAACGAGUAGAAGAUCCUUCAGAGGCAGAAGUCUACACAGGUGAGGUUCUGAGCUUGAUGGAUGACUUGUUUUCUGGUUUGAGUUCAUCUUGCGUUGUUGCUGGGAAACGAAGUGGAGACCAUCCCCAAACUGUGGUGUAUUCAGUUGUCUUCAAGUGCUUGGAACCUGACAGCCUCUACAAGUUUAUCCUCUAUGCGGUGGAUAAUCGAGGCAGUCACACCGAUUCCAGUUUUGUUUCCGUUCGCACAUCCUGUCCUGUAGUGGAUGACAGCCGUGCUGAAGAAAUAGCAGACCGAGUGUACAACUUGUACAAUGGCUACACCAGUGGAAAGGAGCAGCAGAUGGCCUACAAUAUGCUGAUGGAGAUCCCUCCUCCACUGCUUUAUAGAGUCCAACAUCACUAUAACUCCCACUAUGAGAAGUUUGGAGACUUUGUCUGGCGUAGUGAAGAUGAGCUGGGCCCCAGAAAAGCCAGUCUAAUACUAAGACGGGUGGAGACGAUCAGCCUCUACUGCCGCUCCCUCCUGCGCAGCACCCACAUCCAGAGCCGCACAGACACUAUGGCGUACAUCUACUGUCGGAGUGAAGAGGGCCGACCCUCCAGCAACACGUGGCAUAGCUCUUUACACGACAGUCGCCCAGCAUGCAUGGAAAGGCUCAUUUCUGUGCAGCGCAACACAUACAGCAACACCAAACUCCGAUGAGGAAAGAGUUCAGAUUUGAGCAGCGCUUUUUUUUUCUCCUGCAAAAUGACAUCAAUGAUUGAUGAACCUCUUUAUCUGCAGCAAGUAUCUCACGUGACUGGUGUCUUUAUAAAAACCAGGAGAGGAUAAAAAAAAAUAAACAGCUCACUGGGCAUGGUGUUGAAGCUACCAAAAACAUGUUUGGUGUGUGGCCUACUUUUAUUAGAAAACAAGGAUUGUGGAAGAGUCUUUGGAGCAGACAGAAUUCUCCAUCACCAGUGAUUGUGCAUAUCAGUGAGAAACUGCAGUGUAAACAUGUACAAAAAAAUGCCAUUGAGUCAAAAAAAUAAGGUUGGCUUAAAUACAUUGAAUGUAAGUACAUAGUUCAUUUUUGGUGCUUAUCUUGAAAAAAAAGGAGGAAAUAUUGUUACUGUAGAUUAUUUGCCUUUGCUACUUUUAUUAGAACUGGGGAACUGAGGUCUGUGUAAGUCAUUUCAAAUGAUCAUUUCUUGUUUUUUUCAAGUUCACAUUUUGCUUCAGGAUUCUUAAAUCUAGACAUAGAAACUGUAGUUAGUUUUAUUUAACACAAAGUUAUUUCAUGCUUCUGUAUAGAAGUAGGGUUGAGAAAUGUGAUGGUUGGGAUAAUAUCACAAAGCAAUUUUCAUAAUUUAUUAAAGCUUAUAUUUGAAUUCUGAAUUAUAGGAAUUAUAGGAGGAUGGGCAAAACCAUGAAAAAACAUAACUUUCAAAAUUAUUUUCUUUGAAAAUAAAUUGUGGUCAGAGAUUGUAUUUUGUCUGUGGACACGUCAGCUUGCUUAAACAUUAAAGUGAAGGUUAUCUAUAUUUUUAGAUAUGCAUACUGAGAAGCUGUUUCUUAAAACAGAUGCCUUUCAAGGCAUCUUGCAUUUCAUUGGAUGUGAGUGUUAGGGAUACCUAUAGAGAUGAUUUAUGCAAAAAGUAGGAAAAAUGCUAAAACAAUUAAGACAUGAAGUCUUCACCUAAUACUGAUGCUAUGCUAUUAAAACGAUGGUUUCAAGCAUUAAGUAACCUUGUAAUAUAAUGAAAGCAGCACAAGUCACAAAAAGAGACAUUAAAAUGAUCUGCAAACGAAUGAAGAAGGGCAAUGUUUUAUUUGUAUUAAAGAUUUAUUUAUUGGCGCUUUAGUCACAAUUUGGAUCUAAAUAGCUGACUAUGCUGAUUGGCUUUGUGAUGUUUACACUUAUUAUCAUAUUUUAACGCACUAACAGCAAUUUAUUAAAAACUAAAGCAGCAAGUUGCCAGUGCAACCGGCUGCUAGUUAAGUCAUACAUUUGCCAAAUCAUAGUCCGCCCUUUCUAUUUAGCUGUUGCCAUUUGAUAGUAAUAAGGUGGAGAAUGGUUACCAUUUUGCACCUAUACAGUUUCCCUGCAACCCUGCUUCAAGCUGUGCUUUGUUGCACAUAUCUCACUGGGCAGCGUCUGCUGGUGAAAGUUGGAGACACAAAUUAGCAAAAACAAAAAGUUACAAUUUUCUGUUGGAAUCAAACGGAAUUGGCUGCCCACAACAUUUUUUGCAUUUUUCAAAACAGAAAAAAAAAAGUGAAAUUAUUGUGUCACGUUGGAGCAGAGGUUGUUUAAAUGUUCUGGAUGCAAUUUAGUCAUUAAGUGCACUAAUUCAUUUGCUAAUCCCAAAGUUAUGUACAACUGAGUCGAGACUGGUUUCAGUAGCCCAUGUGGUUUCGCUGACUCAAAUUGUGUCUCAAAAAUUAUUUUAACUAAUUAAAAAAAAAUCUCAAGAGACACCAUGGAAACUGAGGAUCUGCACAUAUUAUCCUAAAUGAAUCCUACUCACCAACUGGCACCAACAUUGCCUAUUGAAACACAGAAUAAAGACAAUUUUAUUGCAUUGUAGCAAUACAUUAUUGCUUUAUUAAGACUUAAUGUUAGAAAAACUAUUUGAAUAUAAUUUCUUAUCAUAGUGAUAAAUCAGACGUGUGGCAGCUACAAAGAUAGGGUUAAGUAGGCAAAGGUUAGUUUGAACAGACUAGAACAUAAAAAAAAAUAUAAAAGAUAUUAACUGGCAGAAGUAAGAAACUACCUGGAGUUUCAACUCAUGAAAUAAGAAUCUGUGAUUGUAUGGAGGGAAUGGGGUCCUUUUCCUUUUUGUAUGUCAGUCAGUUGACUUUCCUUCAAAGCCAUUAAUAUUGUUAUAAUGUAAACAAACAAUGCCUUUUUCCAAUAUGUUUAUUUCAUGUUAUAACUUGUGAUAAUAAAUUAUUAUAAUGUAAAUUAUUAAAUGUAAAUAUACCUGUGUUAUUAUGUGGGGUUUGUCUUUUUCUGAAGAAUGUGACAUAUUUAAAAAAAUGUAUAGACAGAAAGAUUGAAUAUUUUUGGUUUUGAAAGUUGAUCUUUAUUUGAUUCGCUGUUGACCAAACAAACGAUCACCAGAAUAUGUCAUAGCAUUUGCAAACAUUUUUAUUCAUUUUAUUUUUAAUUUCACCUUUACUCUUUUCUUAAUUUUUUUCAUUGUCACCCAUUUUUGCUUAUUCUCUGUCUGAUUAUUUUACCAGCGUCCAAUUUCACUGACUUCAUUCACUAAAACACUUUCACUUGUAAUUUAGACCAGUUUCAAUUAUUUUAUGCAAUACAAUAGUGCUGAAAAACUGAGUCAAAACACUAAAAACCCUUGCACACAUUGAAUUAGAUGACAAAAUAAUUAUUAUUGUGUAUGAAAUAUUUGCCACUGUGUAUGAAUAAACAGAACGUUGGAUACUUUGCUACUCCCAACCACCACGGUGAUACCCUGACUGCUGUUUUCUUCUUGUGUUUACGUCAUAUCAGAAGGAACCAAGGGGGAUGUUAUUUCCCAAACCUUAAAGUGUUAACACAUGUUGCAACAACCACAUCCAAAACAGUACUAUUUAUGACAUUUUAGUGCACAUAUUGUUCACUUUUCAAUGAGCAAAGAUUCUGUGAUGAGCUUUUUAACAACUCUAUAGGUAAUGAUGCAUGUUGGGUAAUGUUUCCAAAACUUUCAAGACUUUUCAUGCAGCUCAUGUGCAAUAUGUCGCCUCAUAAUUAAGGUUAUAUAUUUCUAUUUGGUAUUCAUGGAGGAAAGAGAGAUAUUUCAUCAGCAUUAAAGAGAACAUUUUAUGCAAAAAUCA
This is a messenger RNA of Nothobranchius furzeri (turquoise killifish), 7372 nucleotides long. Its product is annotated as astrotactin-2. Gene Ontology annotation, biological process: neuron migration; neuron cell-cell adhesion. Gene Ontology annotation, molecular function: protein binding. Gene Ontology annotation, cellular component: membrane; endosome. NCBI's taxonomy places the organism in Eukaryota, Metazoa, Chordata, Actinopteri, Cyprinodontiformes, Nothobranchiidae. The record is from RefSeq and is a predicted model, not a curated record.